AUGACCGAAGAAACAGUUGCAGAUACUGUGCCCCAGGUCGCCUUUAAGAAGCGCUCCAAGGGCAAAGCCAACUUCCGCAAGAAGCCCGCAACGCCACCUCCAGCUUCUGACUCCGACUUCACCUCGUCCGAUGAUGAUGAGGGCAAGCGGAUUAAGAGGCGGCGCAAGAAUGCAGCUGUGACAGCAUCAUCUACAACAAAUAUGACGAGGAAGCCUGAUGACGAGCCUACCACCGCUGCUCCCCUCCCAUUGACCUCGAGCAACGACGCAACCAAGCAUUCUGACUGGUACGACGAAGACCUCAAUGCGAAGAACCUACUCGGCACUACUAGAGUACGACCGGGACAAGCCUCUGCGGGUGCCUCGACCUCAGAGCCUGACGGCACCUACAAAGGCGCAGCCAACUACCAAAACUUCAUCCAAAAAAUCCAGACGCACCGACAAACGCCAACCAAUGUCCGGACAAUCACCGUCACCGACUUUGCCCCCGAUGUGUGUAAGGAUUGGAAACAGACUGGAUUCUGUGGCUACGGAGAUUCUUGCAAGUACCUCCACAUGCGUGAGGAUUACAAGGCAGGAUGGGAGCUGGAUCGCGACUGGGAGGUCAACACCAAGGGCAAGAAGCUAGACGGACGAGUGGUAUCGCAACGAAACGGUGCAGGGAAAGCAGCCGAGGAUGAUGAGGAGGACGAGGAUGAGAUGUUGGAGAACAUUCCAUUUGCCUGCAUCAUCUGCCGAAAGCCCUAUAAAGAGCCUAUCAUCACUAAGUGUGGCCACUAUUUCUGUGAAUCGUGUGCUCUGCAGCGAUACAGGAAGAACCCCACGUGUGCAGCCUGCGGUGCGGGGACCGGCGGUGUCUUCAACGUUGCAAAGAAGCUCAGCACCUUGCUGGAAAAGAAGCGAGAACGUGCGCGCAAAUUACGCGAAGAGGCGCUUGCGAAUGGAGAGGAAGUUAGCGACGAAGAAGAGGGGGAGGACGAUAGUGAAUAG
This is a messenger RNA of Penicillium canescens, 990 nucleotides long. Its product is annotated as U2-type spliceosomal complex subunit CWC24. Gene Ontology annotation, cellular component: U2-type spliceosomal complex. The coding region runs from base 1 to 990 and encodes 329 amino acids. Gene Ontology annotation, molecular function: metal ion binding. The transcript is spliced from 2 exons. NCBI's taxonomy places the organism in Eukaryota, Fungi, Ascomycota, Eurotiomycetes, Eurotiales, Aspergillaceae. The record is from RefSeq and is a predicted model, not a curated record. Gene Ontology annotation, biological process: snoRNA splicing.